Molecule: messenger RNA, 396 nt
Organism: Adineta ricciae
Lineage: Eukaryota; Metazoa; Rotifera; Eurotatoria; Adinetida; Adinetidae
Source: the annotation of a GenBank genome assembly
AUGAAUUCUAAUGACAAGCAGUCGAAAUCUGCACUGACACAGGUUGAAACUGAACUCAUGGACCGUGUCCAUUCGUAUUUUUCCAAUCAUGAUCCUGAAAGAUUUUAUUUCGUCUACGCGACUGAAACACCAUUCAGUAAUGUUCAUCCUUGUUCAAUCACUGAUAGAAAUCUCAAGUUUCAUUCAAGUGAACAAUAUAUGACGUGCCAGAAAGCGAGAGUGUUUAACGAUGAAAAUAUGGCUCGAAAAAUUCUCAGAGCUGAAACACCUGGCAAGUGUAAAGCAUUAGGACGUGCAGUGAAAAACUUCGAUCAACAAAUCUGGCAUGAAAAUCGUACGCGAAUUGUUUCUGAUGCAGCCUGCUUCAAAUUUACACAAAAUGAACAAUUGAAAUGA